Messenger RNA from Pelecanus crispus (Dalmatian pelican), 372 nucleotides. Lineage: Eukaryota; Metazoa; Chordata; Aves; Pelecaniformes; Pelecanidae. The record is from RefSeq and is a predicted model, not a curated record.
GUGUCACCUGCUGUGAGAAUGUAUUACUGUCAUCCUUCCCAAGAACAUGGGCUGAAGCAAUUCAAGUCUGGUACAGUCAGUCCUCCAAUUUCAAGUAUGGAUUUGGAGCAACCGUGGAAAAUGUCAAUAUUAAGAGCUAUACUCAGUGCAACAGUUACCAGAUUGGAUGUGCAGUUGCCUACUGUCCUAGGAACCAGUUCAAGUACUUUUAUGUUUGCCAAUACUGUCCUCCAUAUAGUUGCUCUUUGGCCUUCUUUUGUGUUGUAUUUCUUUCAAAUUUUAGAGGAAAUAAUGCGAUGCAAAUAUCUACACCUUACAAAAGCAGACCAAAAUGUACAGACUGUCCCAGCCACUGUGACAGAGGGCUUUGCA